This is a messenger RNA of Macrobrachium nipponense, 681 nucleotides long. RefSeq lists its product as uncharacterized. Bases 1 to 681 code for a protein of 226 amino acids. The record is from RefSeq and is a predicted model, not a curated record. NCBI's taxonomy places the organism in Eukaryota, Metazoa, Arthropoda, Malacostraca, Decapoda, Palaemonidae. The transcript is spliced from 2 exons.
AUGACAGGUUCCCCAGUGGGGAUCCACCUGAAACCUGGAGCUGUACCGUUUGCUGUGCAUACGCCCAGGCCCAUUCCAUUUGCCCUCAAGGAUCAAGUGAAAGAAGAACUUGACUUCUUAGUGAAACAAGGAAUUAUCACACCAGCAGGAUCUCCCUUCCCACCUACAACACAUACACCAAAAGCUUACCAGGUGCCACCAUACGGCAUCACCCUCAACAAGGACAAAUUCACUGUAGCUGCCCCGAAAGUUAACUUCUGUGAUAAUGUCCUGUCAUCCGAUGGUAUUGUAGCAGACCCCGUUAAGGUAUCCAUUAUAUGUGACUUCCCCACACCGUCCAAUGUCACAGACCUCAGGUCAUUUAUGGGUCUCGUCAAUCAACUUGCUGACUUCACUCCAGACAUCGCAGAUACAGCGCAGCACCUAAACCCACUUAUUAGCCCCAAACGCUCUUUCAUUUGGACCCCUGAUCAUGAGCAACCAUUUAAGAAAGUCAAGACAGCUCUGACUUCACCACUGGUCCUUGCACCCUUCAACCCAGCCUUGCCCGCGGUCCUGCGAACAGACACCUCAUGCCUGUAUGGCCUCGGAUAUGCCCUGCUUCAAGAAAACAGCCGUAGUCAGACACGUCUUGUCCAGUGUGGCUCUCGUUUCCUGACGGACACAGAAACGCUACCAUAG